Ahaetulla prasina is the source of this 7275-nucleotide messenger RNA. It is a transcript of the gene SHISA6, whose product is annotated as shisa family member 6. Gene Ontology annotation, biological process: regulation of short-term neuronal synaptic plasticity; regulation of AMPA receptor activity. Lineage: Eukaryota; Metazoa; Chordata; Lepidosauria; Squamata; Colubridae. The transcript has 7 exons. The record is from RefSeq and is a predicted model, not a curated record. Gene Ontology annotation, cellular component: dendritic spine membrane; postsynaptic membrane; AMPA glutamate receptor complex. The coding region runs from base 340 to 2055 and encodes 571 amino acids.
CCCGCCCGCUCAACAGCAGCAGCUCCUCUCCAGCCCGGGCGUGCAACAGCGGCGGCGCAGGGAGCUCCGGCCAGUGCGCGGCGACACGGAUGCCCAGCGCGGCGCCUCCGCAGUGCUCCCGCUCCGCCCCGGCAUGCCCAUCACUGGAGGAGCUGGGACUUGGAGAAGAGCCCAUCUUUGCCCUGAAGCAGCCGAGUAGUGCCUCUUGUUUCUUAUCAGGAUGAAGUGAAGUGCCAAAUUGCUCCUCUUCAGAUCCAUGGAGUGGCAGGACCGAGGUUCUUGAUUGGACUGGGCUGGGCAGAGCCCCCCACCUCCUCUCUUCUGCUCUUUCAACUCACCAUGGGGUGGAGGCAUCUCCUCUUGCUUCUACCAUUUGCUUUGUAUGUCCUGACACUACUUCUGACCACCCAGGCAGCUGGGCCCCCACGGACACCCAAGGGCAACCGGACACAGGGGACAGGAGCCUCCCGGAGACCUUACAAGCCAGCCAAGGAGCAACUGAACCAGUCCUUAACUAGCACGGCCCCUUCUUCUGUGCAAGCUAGUGGUGGAGGAAGCCGUGGACGCAGUCCUGGUGUAGGGCCAGCAAAGGUGCCCUCCGGUAGCAGCAGCAGCAGCAGCAGCAGCAGUGCAGGCAAUUCCAGCCCAGCGUAUGAGACAUGCAUGGGUUACUAUGAUGUGAGUGGGCAGUGGGACAAAGAGUUUGAGUGCAACAAUACUCAGCAGGAUUUUCGCUAUUGUUGUGGCACCUGCUCUUUCCGCUUCUGCUGCAACAAGCGCUCUAAGAAGCUCAAUCAGGAAAAGUGCCGAAAUCAGGACCCCCGUCCUAGCACAGAUCCUAUGACCCCUGCCACCAAUAAUGAUGGACCUGGAGAUAUACCCAAUGGGUAUGACCCUAAUGAGGACAACACAAAUGCCACCGUCUACAUUUCAUGUGGGGCCAUUGCCUUUGUUGUCAUUGCGGGCAUUUUUGCUAAGGUGGCAUACGACAAAGCACGACAACCACCACAGGAAAUGAACAUCCACAGGGCUCUGGCCGAUAUCCUCCGGCAGCAGGGACCAAUCCCCAUAGCACACUGUGAAAGAGAGACUAUCUCGGCUAUAGAUACCUCCCCCAAAGACAACACACCCAUCCGAACAUCUUCGAAAAACCACUAUACGCCAGUGCGCACCUCUAAGACCAACCCAGGUCAUUAUGGAAAGGAUAUUUAUCGAAGUGGAGGUCCAGAUUUCCAUAAUUUCAUCUCUUCUGGGUUUGUCACAUUAGGAAGAGGACACAACAAGGAUGACCAAGAGCAAAAUUAUAACCACCUGCUAUUAAGUACUGCAAACCAGACACCAUCACAUGAAAAACCACGGAUGAACAGUAUCCUCACCUCUGCUACAGAGCCCUAUGAUUUGUCCUUCUCCAGAUCUUUCCAGAACCUCUCGCACCUCCCUCCAUCGUAUGAAUCUGCAAUUAAGACUAAUCCAAGUAAAUAUUCUUCUCUGAAGAGAUUAACUGACAAGGACGCAGAGGAAUAUUACUCUCGAAAGAGGCACCUUCCAGACUUAGCAGCAAGGGGGACCCUCCCUCUCAACGUCAUCCAGUUAUCCCAGAAACAAGUCGGCCAGAGGGACCGGCCACGCCGUGUAAUGCGGGCCAUGUCCCAGGACCGGGUGUUGUCCCCAGAGAGAAUCAUGCCUGAGGACUUCAGUAUGUCUUAUGAGCAGAUCCUCUCAGAUGAACAGCUGUUGUCUACUGAGCGUCUUCAUUCCCAAGACCCUCUGCUUUCUCCAGAACACUCAGGUUUUGGAGAGCAGUCCAUGUCACGAGCCAUGUCUCACUCAGAUGUCUUUGUUUCAACACCUGUCUUGGAUCGCUACCGGAUGACUAAGAUGCACUCCCAUCCCAGUGCCUCAAAUAACUUGUACAACACCUUGAGUAUGAACCAAACCUCAGCCAAGCGCCAAGCAUUUGCCUCCAGGCGACACAACACAGUGGAGCAGCUGCACUAUAUCCCAGGACACCAUCACCAUUAUCGCACAGCCAGCAAGACAGAGGUGACUGUUUGAUCAGAGACACUGUGUUCCUUGUAGAUAAUUCAUGUGGACCAGAUGGUUCAGUGCCGUAUACUGCAGCGGCCUUAUGGCCAAGAUAACCUCUAAGACAGACUCUUCCAACAGUCCUGUCGGUAUUGUUUUGAACAUUCAUCUUCAUGUUAUUGACAAAAACAAAUGGAAGAAGAAAACCUGAAUAAGGAGAGAUGAUAUACAUGAAGUUUUCUGACAUGCUCAGUUUCUGUCAAAGAAAGCCAUGCUAGUGAUGGCUUCUUUCACAGGCUCACUAACACCAAUUUUUUCAUGUUUACUAAGUCGGGCUAUUACUUUUAUAACCAUUAUGACAAACAAUCACGCAAAAUUAGCAGAAUAUGAUACUAAUUCGGGUUUCUCUCUGGCACAGUGAAAAUCUAUUAUAUUACAGUACUUGCUAGGUGCUGCAUCUUACCAAGAGUGUCCAACAGGUGUUUUUGCUGAGUUCUAUUCCAACUGUAUGUUGUCCACCUGUUAGAAGAUAAUGCAUUUCCAUGUGAGCAUAAUUUUUCCUGAUUUGGAGAGAAAUUGUAGUGGCAGACAAUAUUAACUAGCUUAACAGAACUCAAGACAAGUGGUUGCUGUGGUUAAGAAAUCACUUAGUUUUAUAUAUCAUUGCCAAGUAUACAACAUAAACCCAGGAAUGUCAUCACUGCAGUAGGUACAAUAAAUAAACAAAUAGCAGAAACUACUCCAGUGCCUAGAGAUAAACAGUCCCAGAUGCAAGAAGGUGUGAGAAGGGUUUAAUUAUAAGCACAACUAUGCUAAGAGUGUUUGCCACCCUUUUCAUGUAUAUUCUAAAUUUCCAACAUUCGAAGGUAUCUAUCUAUAUAAAUUAUUCUCUUUCUCUCUCUAUUAACAAGAGUGUCAAGUUGCCCAUUUUCACUGGGCAGUGUAUCAUUUUUAUGUCCAGAAUAUCGUUGCUGCUGAGGUCCAGUAAGAUAUAUGGAGUAGGUUUGGCUCAACUAGCAUUCAAUGAACAUAUGGCGACAACUCCAUUUUGGCUUGGUUUCUUGCCAAGCUACAACUUUUAUCCAACUGUUCAUGGGAGUCCCUUGUUUUACAUUUUCUUAAAAAGAACAAUCAUCCUAAAGCCUUCUCACAGCAAAAUGAUAUCUUUGAACUGCCAGGUUUUUUUUUUCUUUGUCUUAAUCCCAUCCAUCAAGUGAGAUGCUCAAGCAUCUCAAGUACCAAUUUGGCAUAUUGUACAGCCAUUAUACAGUGGUAAUUAGACACUGGGUGUCUGUAAAGUCUUUCAAAUAAAUGUUUAUAGAUCCAGCAUUUGUUGGAUUUUGUACAGUCGGAAGAGAUAUUCUAAUGAGCAUAUUCCUAGAGACCCUACCCUACAUGUUCCUACCUGGCCCUGGUCUCUGGUCUCUGCCCCUAAAAGAGCUAGAAGGUCUGUGUGAAUCUCAAAAAUGUUGAUUUGUGCCAUUGUGUACUUGUAUCCUCAUAUUACAGGAGUAUUGCCAGGUUUGCCCAGUAGCACCUGGACAUCUUGCAUCAAAUGGGAUUCCGCAGAGCUUCACGAUCCAAAUAGGUACAUUGAUCAAAGGUUCCUGAUAUACGUGGCUUUCUCUCGACAGAGAUCCUUCAUCCAAUUUUUCUUCAGGUUCUCACGGUGUUUUUCAAAGAAACAAACAUGUAAAUAGUAAUACUUGUCCCCUUUUUUUUUGUUUUGCUUUUUUUUAGUAAUAUGACUUUGUUUACAGCACCAGCAAGAAGUAGCCAAAGGACUGUUUUUGCUGGCAUAUGUGAUGUUUGUAGACCACAGACUGGAGCCAUACGAAACACUGUGCUUUGCUUAACAGAAACUGGGCUAAGAGGGAGGGAAAUGGUAGUGCCUACCAUAAUUGGCUCUCUGCCUUCGAGUGACAGAUGUGAGUUUUGGAGGACUUCUCAUUAACUGUAAUGCAUGUAAGGAAAGCCACAGGAAGGUGGCAACAAUUCUCUGAGUGUUCUGGAAUUUGUACUAUUUUCUGCCCUCUGUGUAGCUGUCUCCAAACAUCUCUGGCUCUGUAGAGAGAUGGAUAAUACAAUGUCUGCGAUUUACACAAAUAGCAUUGUUCCCCAGAAGCAUAAGAGCGCUGCAUUAUCUGGCAUGAAAAGCCAGAAAUGUAGAUAUUUUGCUUCAAUCUUCCUUUACGUAAAUUGUGAGAGUAUUCGCUACAUGGAUUAACCCGAUAUCUGAGAAAAGAGUCUCUGGGCUUUCACUUGUUGAAGCAGCGGGCAAAAGAUCCACUCAGCCAUUAUAAUGUUGUGAAGAUUUCAUAUCAUCUUAUCCAGCAGGGGUGGUUUUCUGUAGCAAUUGUCUUGGUCUUUCACAACCAUCAACAAGAACAAGCAGACCUUGUCCUUUUCAGCAAUUAACAUGUUCUAUAUGAAUCACCAGCACACCUUUCCUUAUAGGCUCUCUGAGGACAUUGUAAAAGAGACACGGGGGUAUCCUGUGUGUUAGGGUAUUGCUGAGGUCAGUUCUGCCUGGAAUUUGAUUUAAAAAUCACUUUGAUGUAUUGAGAAAAUUUGCUAAGAUCACAGCUGGACUGAACACUCUUUUCUUGAACCAAGGAUCAUAAAUAAUCUUGAGUGGUGCAUUUCAAGAUUGACAGGGAAAAAGUGGAACUGCAAAAAAGAAAAUGGACAAAACCUGGCCAAAACAGAACACCUGCAAAAAAAAAAAAAAAAGCAAAUCCAUCUGGAGUAUUUUCAAACUAUUCAUUUUUUCCCUACACUUUAUCAAUCAAUUUGAGAUUUCCCCCCAUAUUCUGAACCUCUUUGCUACAUCAGGUUAUACUGAAGUAUAGAGGAAAGAAGUAUGGCCUGCCAGUUGCUUCUUUAUACUAUCAAGUGAGCAGAACUUAUUAUUUUAGCUUCUUCAUAGGGUCUUCUAUUUAACACUAUCUCAGCUGGAGAUUAAUCUUUAAAUUUGAUUGGCUCAUCAGACUAUUGGAAUGGAAUGACUGAUCUUCCAAAUCACUUGAAACAUGCAGACUUAAUACAAUACGAUAUAAGUAGGCAGGUUUUGCUAAUCCAAUUUUUUUUCAACUUCUCAACAUAAAGCAAGGACUUGAUGAAAAGGUAAGUUAGCAAGGAAUUAAAUGGAAUUGCUUGUUGCACCAAGUUUGGCAAACCUCCUCUCUAUUAGAUAAGUUCCACAAAGAAUUUGAGGUGCCUUCAAAAAUUCACAGAUAAUUUUGAGGGGAGGAGAGAACAAGAAAAUAGGAUGCAGGGAUGCAGCCCUAAAAAGAGCUGGGUGUUUUUUAAAAGUUUCCCCUGUUGACUUAUAGGACUGAAAAAGGCAAAUCCAUUUUAGCUUGAAAAGCAGCUUGCCCAAGCUAGGAGCUACAAGGCAAACAUCAAAGGCAACUGGAUUGGGUUACAUAAUGUCCCCCCACCCCCCAAUCAAUCUGCCAGUCCACCUUGUUUGGUGUGUUUGACUCAGAGUUGGCAGCAACAAGCAAACCAACUACCAGGACCAUGGAAAGUGUUCUGGUAUGAAAGUUAUUUACAGCACUUGUGUUUUUAAAGUGUGGGAUUGUUUGCUUUUUAAAAAAAAUUUAUUUACCCACCUUUUCUAAAAAUUUGCAGAUGGUUUACACUAUAUCAGCAGUGCCAGAAAACACUGAUCAUUCCUACUUGUAGCAGAGUGAGCAGAAUUAGGAUUGGUUGGGAAAUUGCUGGGUAUUUUGCCAGGGACGUGUAAACGCUGCUGACACUCCCUUUUCCAAUUAUAACAACAGUUAAAAAGUUGCUGAAAAAGAACGCUUGGGGAAACCCUAGAGAGGAAUUAUGGGUGCAGGACUUGCUACCAGUCACCAGCUAUGUGUCACCAGUCAUCAUCUCCUUAUCUCAGCCCUUGUUUUGCACCAGACUUGGUUAGUGUAUCCUAAAGUGUAUAAUUAGAAAACAAAGGGAAUCUUGCACAUCUCAGGUCUUGCACACUGCAGUUUUGACUAGUGUGGGGAUAGCAUAGGUAAAUUAGGGCCAAGGCAAGUCAUAAUCCAAUUUCAGUGAGGCUCUGAAUCCUUACCCUGCAGUUUCAAAGGAAUCUUUCUUAAUCCCUGGCAUCAUUGGGUACUGCUUGCUCUCUUUGGGUAUUUAGUAAGGGGAAAUCAGGAAGGGAAACCAAAGCUCAUAUGAGAAACAUGAUGUUUAAACUGAUAGGAGUCCAUCCUGAAGCAGAGGCUCUUCUUAUGAGGCUUACAAUUUCACAUGCCUAUAGAAGAGGCUUGAAUCUUGUCUGUGUUUAUUGAAUAGGAAGAAUAUAGGUGUAUAUUUUGAGUUUAAGCACACAGGUUUUCAAGGGAGCAUCAAGGCGUAUUCUUUCCCUUCUAUUUGGGAUCUGUUUCUUGUCAACUGUUCCAGUAUGUGCCAAGAGCAGCCCGUGAAACUACUGAUCUAGCCACCGGUACAAACCGUUCUUACCUAAGCAAAGCCCUAGGACAACCAACUGAUUCAGAGAUUGGUUUGAAAGGACAUUGAUAGAUAAAUGAGGUGGCUCCAGGAAUCACAUUAGCUGCCCUUUUUGACAAAUGAGCUUGUCUUGAGAACCCAGGCGAUUCACCCAUGCCAGUUUCUUAUUUCACUACAAAUGAGAACUCAAAGGGUUAAUCUGAGGACAAAAUGGGGGGAGCAAAGGAAAGCGCCCACUGGGUGUCUCUGAUUCUUUCCGAGCGAAGUGAAGUUAUGUACAUUACAAUCUUUAGUGUACAGAGAAGGGUGGCGUUCAUAAUGUUCCAGGGGUUGUAUAUAUUGAGCAACCAUCUUCUAAGCUAUUGUUGACGUGGCGAGGAGAAGAAAAGUAUACUUUUCAAUGCAAGUAAUCAACAAAUGUGUAGUCAGAGAUCCUCUCUCUGUUAGACAUUUUUUGGCUAAAUUAGCCAGUUGAGAUACCUUAGCAAGAGAAUGACGCACAUCAAACCACCCCUGAGAGCCACUUGAAAGCAUAUCAACGUUUAACGUUUCAUAAUGCUGAAUACUCCAGAAAAUGUCAAACUGUUUUGCUUGCCCAAAAAAAAAAAAAAAAUUAGCAAUAAAAAUUUGGAGAGAAAUGGUUUUCAAAUAAUAGCCACCUGUGUGUUGUAUGUUUAGUGUUAAUUAACCAGCUGAUUUAGCAUUCUUUCUGAGCUGUAGAGGCGGCAGCAGGUGGAAUCCAUCUCAAGCAUGUAUUUCAUCUGCUGAAAGCUGGUGGGAAGGAAAGGA